AUGGCGUACAAGGAAUUCCACAUCGACAAUGCCACCAUUUUCGGCCUGGCUGUGGCAUUGACCAUCAUGCCUGCAGCGCAACUUCUGGCUUACCGAGCACUGCCCAAGACCACUCCCCUCAAAUACCGAGUUCUUUUCUUCUGGCACGCCUACGACUUUCUGACCCAUUUCAUCCUUGAGGGUAGCUUUCUGUACCACUGCUUCUUCUCAUAUCUGGAUCUGGACGAAUCUAAGAUUUCCAAGGGCGAAGGGUACCUCCGUGGUGCUGACGACGUGGCCUAUCUGUGGAACAAUGUCAAUCGUCGCUACGGGGCAACCUUUUCAACACACUUUACGGCUCUGCCCUGGAUCGAGUAUGGAAAGGCCGAUCUUCGCUGGCUGUACGCCGAUCUGAACGUCGUCUCUCUCGAGCUUUUGACGGUCUUUCUCGGUGGCCCGGCCGCAACAUACAUCUGCUAUCAGAUAUACCGCGCCAUGACGGUUGGCAAUGCAAGUGCUAAGGCCUCACAUAUGUCAAAGCUCUGGUUCGCUGCUACGGUUCUGGCCACGGGAGAGCUCUAUGGCGGCUUCAUGACUUUUGCUCCGGAAUGGCUUUCGGGAAGCAUUAUGCUAAAUACGGAUGACCCAGUGUAUCUGUGGUUUUAUCUCUUCUUCUUCAACGUCCUAUGGGUCUUCUUCCCUUUCUGGGUUUUAUAUUGCGCGUGGGGAGAGUUCUCGUCAGCAAUCGCCGCAACGGCUCGUUCAUCGAAAAAGACGACCUAG
Messenger RNA from Cyphellophora europaea CBS 101466, 762 nucleotides. RefSeq lists its product as uncharacterized. NCBI's taxonomy places the organism in Eukaryota, Fungi, Ascomycota, Eurotiomycetes, Chaetothyriales, Cyphellophoraceae. The record is from RefSeq and is a predicted model, not a curated record. The transcript has a single exon. The coding region runs from base 1 to 762 and encodes 253 amino acids. Gene Ontology annotation, biological process: sterol metabolic process. Gene Ontology annotation, molecular function: cholestenol delta-isomerase activity. Gene Ontology annotation, cellular component: membrane; endoplasmic reticulum.